UCUACUGUUUCAAGCUGGUUCAUCUCCCUGGUUUUUCUCUCCAAACUCUUCCUCUUUUUCCUUCCCAGAGCUAGGACUUACAGGAGAAGGUGUUGCCUUGGCUUCUAUAAUGAAUUCAAUGCUCACAAGGAUGGGGGGAUUUGGGUCCCCUGAAGAUGCUUCAAUAAAUUCCAUCACGCUAUUUGUUGUUCUCCUUCUUUCUUGCGUUGUGAUUGGACAUCUCCUCGAAAAGAGCCGGUGGAUGACUGAGUCAGUCAUUGCAUUGCUAAUUGGUCUUUUAACGGGAACCAUCAUUCUAUUAACAACUGGGUGGAAAAGUUCACACAUUUUAGUAUUUGAUGAAGAACUUUUUUUCAUAUAUCUUCUUCCUCCCAUCAUAUUUAAUGCAGGGUUCCAGGUGAAAAAGAAGCAGUUUUUUAAGAACUUCAUGGCAAUAGUUUUAUAUGGUGUUGUUGGGAGUAUGAUAUCAUUUGCCAUUAUAUCACUAGGUUCAAUUCAAUUAUUCAAAGGAUUAGACAUUGGUGUAUUGGAUCUGGGAGAUUAUUUUGCAGGAAUUUGUUUUUUCUUUCCUUUUGGAAGCAACAUAUUCACUCAAAAGCUAAUAGAUUGUGAGGUGCUUAAUCAAGAAGAGACGCCUCUUCUGUACAGUUUAGUUUUUGGUGAAGGCGUUGUCAAUGAUGCAACAUCAGUGGUUCUGUUCAAUGCAAUCCAAAAAUUUGACCUCUCUCAUAUCACCUCAGCCAAUAUCUUGCAAUUUGUUGGCAAUUUCUUUUAUUUAUUCUUAACAAGCACUUUACUUGGAGUAGCGGUUGGCUUGUUCAGUGCGUACAUUAUAAAGAAGUUGUGUUUUGCCAGGCAUUCCACUGAUCGAGAAGUUGCUCUUAUGUUCUUGAUGGCUUAUUUAUCUUAUAUGUUGGCUGAACUUCUUGAUUUAAGUGGGAUCCUUACUGUGUUCUUUUGUGGGAUUGCCAUGUCGCACUAUACCUGGCAUAAUGUUUCUGGGAGUUCUAAAGUUACGAGCAGGCAUGCUUUUGCAGCUUUCUCAUUUGUCUCUGAGAUUUUUAUCUUCUUAUAUGUUGGCAUGGACGCCUUGGACAUGGAGAAAUGGAAAUUUGCCAGCAAGAGUCCAUGGACUUUAGUUGCGUCAAGUGGAUUGCUGCUUUGCUUGGUUCUGCUUGGAAGGGCAGCUUUUGUGUUUCCCCUGUCAUCUUUAGCCAAUUUAUUUAGGAAGUCUAACAAUGAUAAGAUUACAUUCAAGCAGCAGGUUGUGAUAUGGUGGGCUGGGCUUAUGCGAGGUGCUGUAUCUGUGGCACUUGCAUACAAUAAGUUUACAAGAUCAGGACAUACUCAGCUGCAAGGGAAUGCCAUCAUGAUUACCAGCACCAUCAUAGUCGUUCUCUUAACUAAUGUGGUGGGAGGAUUACUGACUAAGCCUCUGAUAAGGUUAUUGCUGAAUCCCCAUAAACAUUCAGGCAUCUCAGUGGAUUCAGAUUUAUCACCCAGUAAGCGUUUGACUUUGCCGUUACUCUCCAACGAGCACGAAUCGGAAUCUAACGUAGACAUCGGGAACAUCAUAGCAUGUAUCUGUCAUCCCCCGAAGGGAGCAAAAAGACGACCUAAUGCAAGUAGUCUGUCUCCAAUGAGUGAAGAGUCUGCCACAUCUGAGGAUGGUUCGAUUUAAUUUGAUGGUUCGGAUUUGAUCUAAAAAUUUGAAGAGUUCAGAACUAUAAUGGAGAGGCAAUGGAGUGAAAUUAAGUCUGAAACUGAUCGGAGGGUCCACUACGACGGAGGAUUAUUGGAUUUAAUUUGAUGAUUUUCAAAAGUACAAAUUCUACCUCGUUAAGGCGCAUUGAGGAGAAAUUAAAUUUAGACCAGAUCCAACACAUUAGGCUGACAAAAGACCUUUUUCUUUUUUCGUUUUUCUUUCUUACGUCUGACAUUUAAG
This is a messenger RNA of Prosopis cineraria, 1945 nucleotides long. RefSeq names its product sodium/hydrogen exchanger 1-like. Bases 110 to 1681 code for a protein of 523 amino acids. The transcript is spliced from 16 exons. Gene Ontology annotation, biological process: sodium ion transport; proton transmembrane transport; regulation of pH. NCBI's taxonomy places the organism in Eukaryota, Viridiplantae, Streptophyta, Magnoliopsida, Fabales, Fabaceae. Gene Ontology annotation, cellular component: membrane. The record is from RefSeq and is a predicted model, not a curated record. Gene Ontology annotation, molecular function: sodium:proton antiporter activity.